Messenger RNA from Cololabis saira (Pacific saury), 7590 nucleotides. RefSeq names its product cilia- and flagella-associated protein 54-like. NCBI's taxonomy places the organism in Eukaryota, Metazoa, Chordata, Actinopteri, Beloniformes, Belonidae. The transcript is spliced from 57 exons. Gene Ontology annotation, molecular function: protein binding. Gene Ontology annotation, biological process: cilium assembly. The record is from RefSeq and is a predicted model, not a curated record. The coding region runs from base 1 to 7359 and encodes 2452 amino acids.
AUGGACCUGCCGGCUACAUGUUACGGCACACUCGACAAGAAAAACCCAGUUAUUACAGGGUUUAAACGAGAAAUUAACUCUUUCUUAACACUGAUGAAACGAGCAACGUCCGGCAGGGACCCGGACAACCUCUCCACAGCCAGAGGAAUCAAAAUCCUGGUGGAGAUAUGGAAGAAGUACAAACAUCGACUGCCUGCAAAGUUAUACCACGAACACAUCCUUCAAAUUGCAGAUUUUCUUUGUGGAAAGAAGUUGUAUCAGCUGGCUCUGUGGUACGGCUACAGCCUCCAUCUGUUGCAGUUUAGUUCAGUGAAAAUAACUGACAUAACAGAUGUGGACCACUUCAUGGCCUGCUUCUUCCCUGGGGGGUUCGACGAAGACCCAGAUACUGUUGUCAUGAAGGGCCGAGCAAUGCUUGGCAGUGUCAUCUGUAUAUCUGAGCUGGAGAAACAGCCCAGAAUCCUCCUCAGCCAGGAGGGACUCUGUCAACUGCUGCGUGUGCUGAACUUCAUUUGGAUCAUGUUGCAAGCGUUUCAACAACAUCAACACAUCUCCCAGCAGAUAUAUGAAGGUCUAGCGCACAUUUACAACAUCUGCCGUCACCUCAUGACCAUGGAGUGCAGUGCACAGGCACUGAAGUAUCUCCUGUGGGCAAGCAUCAGUUUAGAGACGUCCCCCUCGCUGAUGACAGCCAAUUGUCUCCCACUGAUUGUCACUCUCUACUGUGCGGUCUGUCAGUGUUACUACGACAACCAUGCUGAGGGGCAAGCAAAGCAUUAUGCCAAAAGAGCCCUUGAAAAAAUCCAUGAGCUUGAGCAGCUGGAGGGGAAAAGUGAGAUUCCUGCCACCAGAGAGACACAGAGAGCUUACAGAGAAGCUUCAGUCAAGCUGACUAUCAUGAUUUCCAAGCAGGCGGUGUUUGAGACCAGACCAGACCAAAGCAAAAAGACUCUGAGAGGCAUCACCAAAGUGGUUCGGCGUCCUAACGAAACCGACCGCGUGCUCACAGACCUGUUUGACUGCGGCGCAGCAAAGUUCCUGGGCAUUUUGGAGGCCCUGUCGGACAGCACCACCCGACCCCUGCAGACGAAGAUCCCAGAUGAAGCUUGGCGGCAGGAGGUGGUCCUACAACUCCUAUCUGCUGGCUUAAGGAUACUAUCUGGAAAGACAAGUACCGGUACUGGGAGACGAAGUACCGAUGACCAGCCAUACCUAUCGCCUGCUACACUGACAGCAACAUCAUCUCUAAUUGAUGCAGCAGUUACAGGUGAAAACCGAAUACCCAUCUUAUCUGCGGUGAGGUUCAUCAAAUUACUUCUUCAAUACAAGCAGCCUGGAGUGUUUGCCGAAGUUGCCGAAGAGAUGCUGCGUAUCUUGUCUGGUGUUGAAGGUCAGCCAUUCAGGAAGGCUGAGCGGGAACUCGCAUUACUUUGCAGCUUCAACAAUGUCAUGUUUUGUCAGGGGAGCGAUACUGGAGACGUCAUGAAGAAUGACAGGUGCAAGUCGUCUGUCUCUAUGAGUGACGAGCUCACUGGUCUGGUAGACACCCUGCAGAAGACAGUCUGUGGCUCCUUUCCUGAUAUGCAGCCAGAUGGGGCCAUGGUUCUGGAUACUGUGUUAUUUCUGUGGGAUCAGGUGCAGAAGGCCUUGGAAAUGGAUCGGGUGCAAAAGCCAACGUUCACACACCACCUGCCGAAGAUGGCUACUUUUGACAGGUGGGUGUGGUGCCUGUUUGUGCUGUGUGAGGUGGCCCUUUUCUGUGAGCAGGCAGCAGUUGACCAUAAAACAGCGGCAGAAAUGAUUUGCACAUUAGGUAUAAUGGUAGAGAAAGGAGUUGAAAAUAUACAUCAAACACAAAAGUCAGCUUUUAAAGGAGAUUGUGACUAUUUGAACUCCAGGCUAUAUCCUCAGGUUGAGAGUUCAAACACAGUUGAAAAAGUCACACUGCUUAAAAAGGUGUGUGAACUGGUGAAGAAGGCUCUUGAAAGUCUGGCCAAGGGUGUAUCUACAUUUCUCCCACAUGACUGCUCAGCAAUCACUGACACCGCUUUCAUGCAGAAAUCCACCCCACCUCAUCAACUCAACGCUUCUGCAACUAUUUCAGCAGAAGGAAAAGAAACAGAUGAAAAUAUGAACAAAAAGGAAGAAAGUGAAUCUGAGGUAGAAUCAGAUUUUGAAGGCUGUCAGCAGACUGGGUCUCCACGUGUGUUUCAGCUGGUUAAAGAUCUUCAUCUAAAGUUGAACAUCACAUACCACAGGGCUUCCCUCAAGUUACUGCAGCUGAAUGCAGUUGCAGAGCCUGAACUGUUGGAGCAGAUCAACAAGAACAAAGUGUCCAAAGCUCUUUUUCUGAUGCAGAAGGCUCUGCUGGAGCACAACACGGCUUCUGGUGAUAGCAGCAGGACCAGCAGUCUUCUCGAGGAGGCCUCCACGCUUAUAGAGAAAGCAGAGAUGGAGGAGAGGAAACUCUACAGGACCACCACUCUGCCUCCAAGGAAGAAUCAAACACUUAAAGGGAAAAGAGAAAGCCCCCCACCUCCUCCCAUCCUGCUUUCACGCACUGACCACUCCUUCACCUUCGCCCCAGCUCCCUAUGACUUGGAUGGGCAGGUGUGUUGGUAUCAGCUUCACGGGAAGGUGGCAGAGGGCAUUAACAAAAAGGUCCGCCUCAUAGACUGUAGCCUGCCAGGAACUGGGAAUAUGGUACCAGCAGUUUCUGGUGAGUGUGUGCUGAGGGUGGACGGCCUGCAGCCGAACCAGAAAUACGCUUUUGCUGCAGCAGCCUACAACCGUGAGGGGAAACUCCUGGGAGACGCUAUAGGGGAGACGACAUUACCACUGCUGGCAUCCAUGCCUGCCCCCCUGCUCUCCACAUGGGCUCACCUGGCACAGGUGGCGUUUCAGACUCAGCAGUAUGCUGUAGCUAAGAGAGCCUGUAAGGAACUCUGGGGCCAUUAUGUGGAUCAAAACUGUGGGUCCAACAGCACACAACAUAGACUUGCUACCAAUGGACUACAUAAACAAACCAUUCAACACUCGUCACCUUACCUGUGCCAGCUGUUCUUGACCUCCAUCUUUAUUGAGACAGAAAUCAAUGUUCGGCAGGGAUCCCUCUACUCGGACUCAUUCAGUCCCAGAGGACCGUUUAUCUGGGAGCAGGAAGCCAGACUGGCAGAGUGUGAACAAAUGCUGGUGGCUAUGGACUUUGCGAUGUGUUUGAACAAAGGCGAUUUUGCUGUGCAGGCCGUGAUUACCUGCUACAAAUUGUUAGAGCCUAUAAUCUUCCAUCAGGUCGUACAUGACCCUGUGGUGCAGGUGCUGACCAAGUGCUUGGUCGUUUUGGAGCAGAAUUCAGCUUUUCUCCAACAGAACUGGACCGAAAGCACCUCCGAGUCACUUUUGCACAUGAUAGCCUGCAUAACCUUUUACCUGUCAAAGGCCUUACGUGCACAACGCCACCAUCAGCUGGCUGCUGCCAUGAUAGACUGUGGUAUAAAGGUGCUUCAGAAGUUCUAUGAUGCCCAGCUUCAAAUCAGCAAACCUUCCAACCUUGAUGAGCUUAUGGGGGCUCCUGCUGCUGGACAUGUGAAAAUAAGCCUGCGUAUAGAAGCACUGCACAGGGAAAAAAAUGCUCUCAAAGUGAACAGUGGUCGUCACUCGCAGUCGCUUGGAUCAGAGCAUGGAGGAGAAGUAUUCAGGAAAUCGACUAUACAUGAGAAUGCCAUCAAACUGUACGAUCAGAUCUCCAGCGCCACAUUACAGGACGCGUAUCAAGCCGUGAGGACACACAGAAAAAAGUCAUAUUUUCUUGAGUCCGCCAAACUUCUACUGCAGAGAACUAUGGAGGAAGGUCAACCAGACCUGGUGUUAAAAUGGGGACGAUCCAUGUUAGCCUUCCUCUCCAGACGUGACAGAGAGAUACAAUAUUUGGAGCCAUACAGCAAAAGAAAAUCUGACACACUCCUUGUGAAGACCAUGAACCCACAAGGCUAUAUAAGGAGAAUGCUGAAGCAGAGACUGCCCGAGACUCUGCUCAAGGGCGUGAAUACCAUCAGAAAACUGGACAUCGUGGAGAACCUGCUGUUCAUGAUGCCGUCUGUGGCGGUGCGGCUCAAGAAGAAGCUGCAGCUGAGGAAUCUCUGCUCCAAGGAGAGACUCCCGAGGUCCCACAUGAACUACGUCGUAGCUCAGGCUAAGUUAGCACUGCUUUAUCAAGGCUUGGACCUACACUACAGUUACAGUUACAGCCAUAUUAAUCCCUUGGACUUUUCUCUGGCUUCCACCGGAGUCCUGGUGAGGAGGACUAGACACAGACAGCAUUCUUCAGAAUAUAAUGUUGUAUCAGAGAAGAGGACAUCACCUGCUCAUCUUAAGGAUCCAAAUGAAGACAGGGACAAAAAGGAGGUUCUAUCUGAUGAUUCUGCCCCUGAGGAGAGUUGUGAGAAUGAAGAGAGUACUGUUGCUAGGGUCCUGGAUUUUGCCAGCACGGCUGCUUUACAUUUUCGUAGAGCUAUGGUGCUGGCUCACCGGGGCGGCCAUUGGAAACUUCUGCUGCAAGUGUGUCAUACUCUGUGGGACCAAAGCCAAAGAAUCACCCUCAUAGUAAACAGAGCCGUUCAGCUUGAAACCCAGGCCCACCUCCUAGCAGAACAGCUGCUCAGCAUCUUAACCAAACUGCUGCUGCUGGCGACUGACCUCAUCAUGGACAUGCUGACCAAACUGGAGCUUUGGCAUUUGUACGAUCAAGACUUGACGGAGGAGGAGUUAGAGUCCAGUCUUCACUUCUCCGCUGCACUGGAUGACAGCACGCUGGUGGAUCCGCGCUGGGUUCGCACACUGGUGUUGCACACCCUGGAGCAGCUCCAUAACAGCGGCAAAUGGGAAAGUCUAGCCCACUUUGCUCUACUGUUCAACUCAUACACACGGGAACGUUACGCUUUGAUAAUUGCUCCGCUGCUUGUCCACGCUCAGAGGAGGCUGCUUGAAAGGAUCAGUUCUUCAGGAGGACCCGGAGUCCCACAACCACACCACGUCAAGACACAGAUGGCCACUGGCUUGGAGGUGACUAAUAGAAGUUAUGCAGGCUGCCAGCUGCUCAGUGGGUGGACCUGCCACAGUGCACAGCAAAGGCACAAGCACAAACAAACAAAACAUAACAAAUCCUUCUCUAGAGAUGCUGUUUCACUGAAAGAUGCAGAGAUGCAGCGCUCCAUGUCGCUCGUGUGUGUUCCUCUGGAUGUGGAAGAAACACUCAGCUGUUACCGCCAAGCUUUCGAAAAGAGACCAUAUUGCCUUAAAUUGCUGCAGCAUAGCCGGUCACUGCUGGCGCUGCUUCUGGCAAACACACAGCCCUGCUUUGCCACGCAGGUCAGGCAGAGCCAGAGCCAGAGCAGAAGUCUCAGCCGCUCAGCCAGCCAAGUGGCCGUCAGUCCCUUCGUUAUUCCCACUCCACAAGUCCAGCCCUGUGACCUGAGCGAGAAGGACUUUAGUAGUCCAAAUGACAUCUAUAGCCUGCCAAUCAGCCCAGACUACACGCGGACCGUCACUGCAGCGUACUCCAACUGCAUCAGGUAUCUUAAGGCUGGCGGUCAUGAGUCCCUUCAAGUUCUGGCACUGCAUGAAAUGGGAAACCUGCACUUCUACACUGGAAACACACGGGAAGCACACUCGUGCUGGAGUAAGGCGGUAGACCAGACCUUGCAGUGCUCCGGUGUUCUAGAGAAAUGGGAUGGCGAGAGCUUUGGGGAAAGCUCUUCGCAGAUAACUGUAAAACAGGCUGGCAUUUGGGGAUGUUUUCAGGCUGCUGUUCUCAGUGCUAAGAUAGCACUGUUUAUCUUAACUUCGGACAUCGGCCAGCGAACCAAGUGCUGUCUGCUGUCUGCUCACCUCUUCAAGUGUGUGCUACGUUGCUCCAUGGCUCAGCCCCAAACCGACCUGGGGUACGCCACCCACACCAUCAGCGGUGAACUCCUCCCCGGAGUCGAUCUUUUCUCUGAGCCCACCAGACUCCACCUCGGCACAACGGUCACCAGCCUUAACUUCAUUAGCCAAUGGCUCUACACCACAGGCUACUACAUCACACUUCUGCCUGUGCUCGCCCUAUAUCUGUAUUUUGUGGGGCCAGUGUGCAGAGAUGUCCAACGCACGGUUGAAGGCAAAAUCCUCAAGGUACGUGCUCUUACUGAACUGUGUCUGUUCACCGAAGCUCUGAAGGAAGCACUUCAGCUCACACAAGCGACGGAUGUGUUCCUGCCGCAUGGAGUAUUCAAAGUCAAAGCAAAUCAAAACCCCAUGAAGACAUUCUGCAGCAACAAGUCUCUUCUGGACAACCUGGAGGUCCUGGAAGACCUGGUGAACUGUGACUUUACUCCAGAGGUCCGUGUGCUGUAUGGUCCAACACUGUGCGCCAGAUUCAACCUUGCUCGUGUGCAACUGAUCCUAACACUCACCAAGUCUGUGCAUGGCCCCCCAGAGAAGGAAAAGCUCACUCCAGAGAGGGUUAUGUCUCUUUUACUGGGAGGAGCAUUGUCUCUGUUGCGCUCCGUUGUGCAGCAGCUCCCAUCUCUUCCCUGCAGUGACGUGGAGAUCUUGGAACUGAAAGCAGAAGCCAAACUUCUCAAAGCCAACCUCUGCUUACAGUCAGGGGAAGCUGCUCUGAGCUUUAAGACUGCACGUUCAUCUUUGGUCCUACUGCAAACAUCAGAUAUCUUUGCGAGCGGUUCCAGACCUGAAAUUGAAAAGGGUUCUAAAGACAGCAGCGUGCCACACGCCGUGCAUGGAGAUUGCCCCGGGGCUGUUGAGGCCAGCGAGAGGAUGGGAGCUUCUCUGUGGCUGCGCUGCCGCUUGAGUCUGGUCCGCAGCCUGGUUGCAAACAUCCCUGGCAACGCAGCUCUGCUCCCAGGUAAAAACAUAAAUAGGGAAACAAUCCGGGUCAUACUGGUGGGUGUUGAUGAGUGUGAUCAAUGGGGAGACCGGGAUAGUCAAGCCCUGUUCAUGGUGGAAGGUGCAGAACUGGAAGCACAGAGAGGAAGGAUGGAGGAGAGCACGGCACUACUGCAGCAAGCAGUGGGGCUGCUAUCGGACCGGACAUACAUGCCACCGGGGUCUGUCUUGACUCUGGCUCGGGCCACUUUGCUGCUCAUUGGCCUGAGAGGAGCACAGAGCACAGCGGUUCUUCAGCUGACCCAGAAACUCCUGGAAAAGCAGCUCUCUGUUUUUGGUCAGAAUGUGACGUUGGUUGAUGGAAAAAUUUGUUUCUCUCCCCCUGGACCUACAAACAUCUACCUCCCUUACCUCGACAUACUGGACAAGAUCAAUAACAGGAUAACAGGAAAAAAAGUCUUAAAGUUUCCUUCUUGAAUCUCCACAACAUGGAGGAGCCAGUAUCUGCCCAGUCAGCGCAAUCUGGUCCCAGAGAGGAUCUGCACCGAUCCAUCCAGACAGAGACUCAACCGAUUCCCCUCCCGAGUGGCCCUUAAAGAUCCAGUCCUAACCAAUAUUUCUCCCUUACCACUGCGUUCUGCCAGUAAUUUAAUAAACUCUUGUUGAAUGUUGAAUAUGUUGAAUAGUGCAGCAGAGACUGCUAUUAAG